AUGAGCUUUAAGCGCAGUGGGGGACUUCUUCCCCGCAACUUCCGACCUUGUCUACCCCAGACUCACCUCCGCAUUCGCUCCACUCUACCGCCGCUACUGUCUCGGAGAUUCCAUGCCAGCUCUUUGCUAUGGGGGAUCAAAUCACAAGUCUUAAAAGAUGUUGGCGAAGGCAUCACCGAAGUUCAGAUCAUCCAAUGGUACGUGGAGGAAGGGGCUCAUAUUGAGGAAUGGAAGCCUUUAUGCCAAUAUCAGUCUGACAAGGCUGUUGAUGAUAUUACUUCGAGAUAUGAGGGUAUCAUUAAAAAGCUCCAUUUCGAGACGGAUGAUACAGUACCUACUGGAAGGGCACUGUGCGAUAUUGAAGUCGAAGAUGGCAAAUACCCCGAUGAUAGCCCGCCGCAUGAACCAAGGGCAGAACCAGCUGAACCCACUCCAUCCGCCCAGGUAGCAGCCGCAACCCAAGCAGCAGAGUCCUCCAUGGCAUCUCCUCCCCCGCUUGCCAGUACCACUGAGGAAAUACCCAAGUCCAAGAAUGCAUCCCUUGCAGUUCCCGCAGUGCGCGGGCUCCUUAAGAACCAUGGCGUUGACAUCCUAGACGUCAACGGCUCAGGAAAAGACGGACGGGUGAUGAAAGAGGAUGUCUUAAAGUUCGUCGCAGAGAGGGAUUCUCCAGUAACGGCAACGGUACCCGUGCAGUCCGUGUCACCAGACACCCGGCAAAUGGAGUCAACUGUCAGCCUGUCCCCGAUCCAAUCACAGAUGUUUAAGACAAUGACCAAAUCCCUGAACACCCCGCACUUCCUCUACGCAGACGAAGUCAAAGUCAACGACAUCACAUCUAUCCGCAAGAAGCUCGCCAGCGACAAGCGCGAUCCUACAAAAAUCACCUUCCUUCCCUUCAUCGUCAAAGCUGUCUCUCAAGCCCUGACUGAAUUCCCAAUCCUGAAUGCGAGAGUCGAUACAAGCGACCCCAGCAAGCCCAAGCUGAUCAUGCGAGCCAAGCACAAUAUCGGUAUUGCCAUGGAUACGCCGAACGGGCUCAUUGUGCCGAAUAUCAAGGACGUCGCGACUCGCUCGAUCUACGAUAUCGCCGCUGAGAUCACGAGACUCAGUGCUCUUGGCAAGAGCGGAAAGUUGACUCCCGCUGAUCUCAGUGGGGGGACGAUUACUGUCUCCAAUAUUGGUAACAUCGGAGGCACCUAUGUGGCGCCGGUGAUUGUGCCGACGGAAGUGGCUAUUCUCGGUGUGGGUCGGUCGAGGACCGUGCCGGUCUUUGAUGAGGCUGGCCAGGUCACACGUGGGGACAUGGUUAACUUCAGCUGGAGUGCGGACCAUCGUGUUAUUGAUGGGGCGACUAUGGCGAGGAUGGGCAAUAGAGUCAGGGACUUGAUUGAGUCACCUGAACUGAUGCUUUUGAACCUACGCUGA
This is a messenger RNA of Penicillium soppii, 1428 nucleotides long. RefSeq lists its product as uncharacterized. The transcript has 4 exons. Gene Ontology annotation, molecular function: acetyltransferase activity; lipoic acid binding. Gene Ontology annotation, cellular component: mitochondrion; cytoplasm. NCBI's taxonomy places the organism in Eukaryota, Fungi, Ascomycota, Eurotiomycetes, Eurotiales, Aspergillaceae. The record is from RefSeq and is a predicted model, not a curated record. Bases 1 to 1428 code for a protein of 475 amino acids.